Closterium sp. NIES-65 is the source of this 1356-nucleotide messenger RNA. Lineage: Eukaryota; Viridiplantae; Streptophyta; Zygnematophyceae; Desmidiales; Closteriaceae. The record is from the annotation of a GenBank genome assembly.
AUGUCGUGGACGUGGACUGUGGACGUGGACGUGGACGUGGACGUAGACGUCGAUGUGGACGUGGACGUGGACGUGGACGUGGUCGUGGACGUGGACGUGGACGUGGACGUGGAGGUGGACGUGGACGUGGACGUAGACGUGGACGUGGACGUGGACGACGAGGACGUAGACGUGGACGUGGACGUGGACGUGGACGACGUGGACGUGGACGUGGACGUGGACGUGGACGACGUGGACGUGGACGUGGACGUGGACAUGGACGUGGACGUGGACGUGGACGUGGACAUGGACGUGGACGUGGACGUGGACUGGACCAUGGACGUGGACGUGGACAUGGACGUGGACAUGGACGUGGUCGUGGACGUUGACAUGGACGGGGACGUGGACGUGGACGUGGUCGUGGACGUGGACGUGGACGUAGCCGUGGACGUGGACGUGGACGUGGUCGUGGACGUGGACGUGAACGUGGACGUGGUCGUGAACGUGGACGUGGACGUGGACGUGGACGUGGUCGUGGACGUGGAGAUGGACGUGGACGUGGAUGUUGACGUGGACGUGGACGUGGUCGUGGACGUGGACGUGGUCGUGGACGUGGACGUGGUCGUGGACGUGGACGUGGACCUGGUCGUGGUCGUGGUCGUGGAUUGUGGACACGUGGACGUGGUCGUAGACAUGGACGUAGACAUGGACGUGGACGUGGACGUGGUCGUGGUCGUGGACAUGGUCUGUGGACUGGUCGUGGACAUGGACGUGGACGUGGACAUGGUCGUGGACGUGGAUGUGGACGUGGACAUGGACGUGGACGUGGACAUGAACGUGGACGUGGACGUGGUCGUGGACGUGGACGUGGACGUGGACAUGGACGUGGACGUGGACGUGGUCGUGGACGUGGACGCGGACAUGGACGUGGACGCGGACAUGGACGUGGUCGUGGUCGUGGACAUGGACGUGGACGUGGUCGUGGACGUGGACAUGGACGUGGAGGACGUGGACGUGGAGGACGUAGACGUGGAGGACGUCGACGUGGACGUGGUCGUGGAUGUUGACGUGGACGUGGACGUGGACGUGGACGUGGAGGACUUGGACGUGGACAUGGACGUGGACGUGGACGUGGUCGUGGACGUGGUCGUGGUCGACGUGGACGUGGAUAUGGACGUAGACGUGGACGUGGACGUGGACGUGGACGUGGACGUGGACGUGGAUGUGGACGUGGAGGACGUGGACCGUGUACGUGGACGUGGACAUGGACGUGGAGUGGACGUGGUUGUGGACGUGGACGUGGACGUAGACAUGGACGUGGAGGACGUGGACGUGGAGGACGUUGACGUGGACGUGGGUUUAGGGUUUAGGGUUUAG